Molecule: messenger RNA, 2603 nt
Organism: Nelumbo nucifera (sacred lotus)
Lineage: Eukaryota; Viridiplantae; Streptophyta; Magnoliopsida; Proteales; Nelumbonaceae
Product: Pentatricopeptide repeat (PPR-like) superfamily protein
Molecular function (GO): protein binding
Source: RefSeq, a predicted model, not a curated record
AAAAUUUAUCCAAAACUACCAAAACCAUAUCAAUUCUUCCAUCACUAAGGCAACAGUAGCAGUAGCAGCAGCAGUAGAAGGAAGGAGAAGAAGAACAUGCUUCUUCUGCCCCCACUUCCUCCCACUCGCUUCCCUUCGAUUAACGUCUUCUCCCCAAAUUUGCGUCAUCACCACUUUUUUCCGUUACCACCAAUCACGCUCUUCACUACAGCAGUCACAAGCGCCACCACCAUCGCUACCACUUCCUCUUCACUAGACAAUUGCAAUUCUCUUCACAACCGUCGCUACGAUUUCGAUCCUCUCAUUCGAUUCCUCUCAUCCACUACCGCUUACUCUACCACCUCCGACACCGACUCCGAUUCCGAUACCGAUUCUCCCACCUCUCUCGACCCUAUCGAACUCCGCCUCGCCGAGUCCUACCGCGCUGUCCCAGCCCCACUUUGGCACUCCCUCCUAAAAUCUCUGUGUUCUUCUCCUUCCACUCUCGAAACCGCCUACGCCCUUGUCUCAUGGCUUCAGAGACAUAACCUUUGCUUCUCGUACGAGCUAUUAUACUCUAUUCUCAUUCACGCCCUCGGCCGCUCCGACAAGCUCUACGAGGCAUUCUUGCUCUCUCAACGCCAGAUCUUAACUCCUCUAACCUAUAACGCCCUUAUUGGCGCAUGUGCCCGCAAUGACGACCUUGAGAAAGCCCUGAAUUUGAUGUCUCGGAUGCGUCGCGACGGCUACCAGUCCGAUUUCGUCAAUUACAGCCUCAUAAUCCAGUCACUUACUCGCACUAACAAGGUGGACUCGUCGGUAUUGCAGAAGCUAUAUGGGGAGAUGGAGACAGAUAAGAUUGAGCUCGAUGGGCAGCUUCUGAACGACCUCAUUGUGGCAUUCGCUAAGGCUGGGGACCCAGACCGGGCAAUGUUCUUCCUAGCCAUGGUUCAAGGCCAAGGGUUGAGCCCCAAGACUGCCACUCUUGUUGCUGUAAUCGCUGCAUUGGGGAAUUUGGGCCGGACUGAGGAGGCCGAAGCAAUUUUCGAAGAGAUGAAAGAAGGGGGAUUGAAACCGAGGACCAGAGCAUAUAAUGCGCUUCUUAAAGGCUAUGUGAAGACGGGUUCUUUGCGAGAUGCUGAAUCGAUUGUGUCUGAGAUGGAGAGAGGUGGGUUGUCACCGGAUGAGCAUACUUACAGUCUUUUGAUUGAUGCUUAUGCCAACGCUGGCCGGUGGGAGAGUGCAAGGAUUGUUCUCAAAGAAAUGGAGGCCAACAAUGUACAACCCAAUUCAUAUGUAUUUAGUAGGAUAUUGGCCAGUUAUCGGGAUAGAGGGGAGUGGCAAAAAUCAUUUUCGGUUCUCAAGGAGAUGAGGAGCAGCGGGGUACGUCCUGACCGGCACUUCUAUAAUGUAAUGAUUGACACUUUUGGGAAGUACAAUUGUCUGGAACAUACGAUGGCAACAUUUGAACGGAUGCAAUUGGAUGGAAUUCAGCCUGACACAGUUACAUGGAACACACUUAUUGAUUGCCACUGCAAGUCUGGGCGCCAUGAUAGAGCUGAGGAACUAUUUCAGGCAAUGCAGGAAAGCGGGUGCUUGCCAUGCACCACAACGUACAAUAUCAUGAUUAAUUCGUUGGGGGAGCAAGAGAAGUGGGAAGAGGUGAAGAGCUUGUUGGGGAAGAUGCAGAGUCAAGGAUUACUGCCUAACGUUGUCACUUAUACCACACUUAUUGACAUUUACGGGCAAUCAGGAAGGUUUAAGGACGCAAUAGAGUGCUUGGAGGCCAUGAAAUCUGCAGGAUUGAAACCAUCCCCAACCAUGUAUCAUGCCUUGGUCAAUGCAUAUGCACAAAGAGGUUUGUCUGAACAAGCAGUAAAUGCAUUUAGGGUCAUGAGGGCUGAUGGCUUAAAGCCUAGUGUUUUAGUUCUCAAUUCAUUAAUUAAUGCAUUUGGUGAGGACAGAAGGGAUACAGAAGCUUUCGCUGUAUUGCAGUACAUGAAGGAAAAUGACUUGCAGCCAGACGUAGUUACAUAUACUACCCUUAUGAAAGCUCUCAUCCGGGUGGAGAAGUUUGAAAAGGUUCCGGCUAUCUAUGAAGACAUGAUUCUGUCUGGCUGUACUCCAGAUAGAAAAGCUAGAGCAAUGCUGCGAUCUGCUCUUAGAUACAUGAGGCAGACAUUGAGAAGAUGACAGAGAAUACAUGAGAAAGUCCAGAAAAACAAAUUUUGACGAUUUUUCUAUUUGGUUUGAGCUUCCGAAUGCACACAAUCUGAAUAUAAUCCACCAUUUGAGGAUCAAUUGAUUCACAUUGGGUUCUUAUGAUGAUCUCAGACAGAAUUCGACAUUUCAACUUCAAAUACGACUCUUGUUUCCAGGGAAAGAAAAGAGGAUGCGAUACACACCCCAAAAAUCAAAAUACAAAUCUGAGCAUUUGUUUGUUUUUGUCUUACACCUGUUAGAUACACAUGCAUGUACAUGACCCCAGUACUUGACACCAUCUUGUAUCAUACGGUGGAAGAAGCAGCAAAAAUACUGACUUCUGAUCAAGUGGUCAUGUUAUAUCAUACAAUGAAAGAUAUCACUGAAAAAAGUAGCAUCUUCUAGUUUCGCAUGAAGACUGA